Clupea harengus (Atlantic herring) is the source of this 6373-nucleotide messenger RNA. It is a transcript of the gene sgsm2, whose product is annotated as small G protein signaling modulator 2. The record is from RefSeq and is a predicted model, not a curated record. Gene Ontology annotation, biological process: activation of GTPase activity. Lineage: Eukaryota; Metazoa; Chordata; Actinopteri; Clupeiformes; Clupeidae. Gene Ontology annotation, molecular function: GTPase activator activity.
AGAUUCUGGAUAUACCACAGGUGGGCGCACUGGGAUGUAGUUGUGUACACUAGUACAUGCUAUGGUGCUGUAUGCUUGCACUCUUAGAAUCGGUCAAAUCUAUGCACUGCAGGGAGAUUUCAAGAUCCUAAUUCCGCAUGCGUUUUUCUGACCCCCUUUUGUUUUAUCUACAUUGGUGCGUCUGUAGAGACAGAAGUCCAGUGUUGCCCUCUGAUUUGAGGUGACGUGGCUUAAUUUGUGUCGGACUGAAAUUAUAUGAUGCACACACAAAAGCGAGGCGGGGUAGAAACACCGACCCCUCCUCACAUUUGAUGUUUCUUUUAUGCCACACGCCAUUUAUUGUUUUUGUUCAUUCUACAAAUUAUUUGGUUGCGAUUCGCUGUGGCGCUUCGUGCAGUAUAACUUUGGAAAGCAAGAACUAUUUAGCUCUAAAAGCCAGUAUUUCCAAAUUCAUUCGUCUUUACAGAAAUAGGUGAGCUAAAAAUAAGUCGCCUGUCAAUGGUGAGCAGCUUGUGGCGUAAGGUGCGUGAAGUGAUUUAGCCCAUUGAUCAACGCUGGCUCAGAGGCGGGUCUCGCAGUAGUGGCGUCAUUCUGGAGAAGCCGAAGAUGGCUCCGCGAUGCUCUACAGCGGUGUGUGUAGGCUAUGCGUCAACGCUCAUCUGUCAAGACCUACAUUUGUGUGAAAAGGAAGCAGGAAAACUGAAACAGUAGAGGAACACAGACGCUCAGUCGGUGUUAAGUAGCGUGCAUUGCGUGUUCCGGCAGACUUACACCGAACAGCCAUGGGUUCGUCCACAGAUGAAGAAUUUAAAGAAAAAUUACUAUGGAAUGUGAAAAGAGAGGUGAAGCAGAUCAUGGAGGAGUCCGUGACGAAGAAAUUUGUGCACGAGGACAGCAGCCACGUCAUAGCACUUUGCAGUACUAUUGAAGCAUGCCUGACCCACCUGUUGAAGCGGCGGGCGGCCGGCUUCCUGCGGAGCGACAAGAUCGCUGCCCUAUUCACCAAGAUCGGCAAGGUGAACGACACGACCGCCGAGGUGUGCCGCAAGGUGCAGGAGCAGCUGCAGCAGCAGGCCGAGAUCACCAGGAGAACACAGAGCACAGCACAGGAGCCCCUCAGGAGGCAGGGGUCAUCCGCAGGUCGUGCCCCCCAGCCCCUCUCAGCACAGGCCAUCAAGCACAUCUGGGUUCGCACUGCCCUGUUCCAGAAGGUUCUGGACAAGGUUGUGGAGUAUAUAGUGGACAACUCCAGUAAGUACUAUGAGAGGGAGGCCCUGAUACACGACUCCGUGUUUGGCCCCAUCCUUGCUGCACUGCUGGUUGGUCCCUGCGCUCUGGAGUACACCAAACUGAAGACCUCCGAUCACUUCUGGACAGAUCCCUCGGCCAAUGAGCUCGUUCAGCGGCAUCGUAUCCAUGGAGCUCACCGAGGACAAGAGUCUUCCCCCAGCCGCAGGCCUGCUCUAGGGAUCCGGAAGAGGCAGUCCAGCGGGAGCAUGGCUGAGGACAAGUUUGCCGCUUCAGCGCGGGAGUACGUGGAGUCGCUUCACCAGAACUCACGGGUUCAUCUCCUCUACGGCAAAAACAACGUGCUGGUCCAACCUAAAAAGGACAUGGAGGUUUUGAGAGGGUACCUAUCCUUGCACCAGGCAGUAGAAACGCUCACUCUGAAGUGGACACCCAAUCAGCUGAUCAAUGGCACUUUGGGGGACUGUGACCUGGACAAGAGUGUGUAUUGGGACUAUGCUCUGACCGUGCCUUUACGACAGAUCGUCUGCAUUCACUGUCACCAGCGACCGGACUGCGGUGGUACCCUGGUGCUGGUGAGUCAGGACGGCAUCCAGCGCCCCCCCCUGCACUUCCCCCCCGGGGGGCACCUGCUGGCCUUCCUGUCGUGCCUGGAGAAUGGCCUCUUGCCCAGAGGACAGCUAGAGCCUCCUCUCUGGUCCCAGAGGGGCAAGGGUAAAGUCUUCCCUAAGUUGAGGAAGAGGAACAGCACAGCCCGGCUGCUGGAGGGCGAUGGCGAGGGAGAUGAGGAGGUGGCUGCUGACUACGUGUUCCGUAUCGUCUACCCCGGGCAUCGCCACGACUCCAUCACUAUUAACUACCACCACACCACGGGCAGUCGCGCGCCCUCACUGGACGACGAUGAGGAGGAGGAGGAUAGACUUCACGCAAUGAUCUCAAUGAUCUGCUCGCGGAACCUCACAGACCCUAAUGUCAUGAAAGACCAUGGGGACAUGGCGGAGAUACCAGGUUUGGGGGGCAGCCCCCUGUCCUGGCAGCAGGGAGAGAGCACCAGUCACAUGUCGUCCUGCCUCUCCUGCUCCACCGGGGGCAGCAAUGCGUCUUUCGAGUUUCCACCUGGCUGCACCUGCAUGCACGAUCGAAUCCCGUUGAAGAUGCUCUGUCAGAACAUGAAGAGGCAGAUUGUGUCGCGAGCCUUUUAUGGAUGGCUGGCCUACUGUCGACACCUGUCCACGGUGCGUACACACCUGUCAGCGCUGGUCAAUCACAACAUGGUGACCCCGGACAAACCCUGUGAGGCUUCAGGAGGCCUCAGUAAAGACGUCUGGAGCAAGUACCAGAAAGACUGCAAGAACUAUAAGGAGCUUGAGCUCUUGCGUCUGGUCUACUAUGGAGGGGUGGAGCAUGAGAUCAGGAAGGAGGUGUGGCCCUUCCUGCUCGGUCACUAUAAGUUUGGGAUGGGGAAGAAAGACAUGACACAGAUCGACGAGAAGAUCACAGCCAGGUAUCAGCAGGUGAUGCGCGAGUGGAAGGCCUGUGAGGUCAUUGUCAAGCAGAGGGAGAAGGAGAUGCAGUCGGCCAUCUUUGCUAAACUCUCCUCAGGGAGCAGCAUUGACAGUCACGUCCUGCGCCUGGUGCACCGAGACUCGACCCUCAGUAACGAGGUGUUCAUGUCUGUAGAUGACCCAUAUGCAGGCAGCCAGGACACUCCUGGUGGGAGUGACAGCCCCCCGACCCUGACCACGGUGGUCACCCCCGCUGCCCUGGCCCUGGAUGAGAGGCCUCUGGUGGAGUUCGACUCCCCAGACUCGGGCCUCCCGUCCUCCAGGAACUACUCUGUGGCCUCGGGUCACUCGCAGAUCCUGUCCAGCAUCGAGGACGGCCAGAGCAUGGAGGACGAUCCCAGCGAGGAGUCCCAGUCCCAGGCGUCCCAGGACGUCCCCAGCCGGCGGGACUCGCUGAUGGAGGAGCGGCUCGGCACUCUGAUGGACAAACCAGGGACAGCCACCGGGAUCUCGCCAUCUUGGUCCUCUUACACGAUUGAGGUUCUGGACACAGUGGCACUGAACCUUCACAGGAUUGACAAAGAUGUCCAGCGCUGUGACCGCAACUACCACUACUUCACUACUGGCAACCUGGAGAAAUUACGCAACAUCAUGUGCAGUUAUGUAUGGGAACAUCUAGAGAUGGGGUAUGUCCAAGGCAUGUGUGACCUGCUGGCUCCUUUAAUGGUCAUCUUAGAUGAUGAGUGCCUGGCUUACAGCUGCUUUACCCAGCUAAUGAAGAGGAUGAAUAAGAACUUCCCUAACGGCGGCAGAGCAAUGGACACAAACUUUGCCAACAUGAGGUCCUUGAUCCAGAUCCUGGACUCUGAGAUGUUUGAGCUCAUGCACCAGAAUGGAGACUACACCCACUUCUACUUCUGCUACCGCUGGUUCCUGCUCGACUUCAAAAGAGAGCUUCUGUAUGAGGAUGUCUUUGCUGUCUGGGAGGUAAUCUGGGUGGCUCCCCGGAUCUCCUCCAAGCAUUUUGUCCUCUUUCUCGCCCUGGCCCUGGUGGAGGUGUACAGGGACAUCAUCCUGGACAACAACAUGGACUUCACAGACAUCAUCAAGUUCUUCAAUGAAAUGGCGGAGCGGCAUGAUGUACAGCAGAUCCUCCAGAUCGCCCGAGAGCUGGUGCACAAGGUUCAGACCCUCAUCGACAACAAGUGACUUAUGAGAGGAGAAGAAGAAAUAAAAAGAUUAAAAAAAGGAGGGGAGAGUAGGCUGGGAGGAGAGACAGUUGAACACCUCAAUGCCUCUGCCGAUAGCAAACCUCAGACAGUGUCCCCCUCUCGCCCUACCUGUCUCACUCCUACAACCUGCUAACACAGGUCUCUCUCUCUCUCUUUCUCUCUCCAUGGCCCAGAAACCUGGGACCAGAGCUAAUCUCCUAGCCUACCCAGGAUCAGGUAGGGGAGAGUGGGGGCAUGCCUGAGAGUGGACCCCCUCCCACCCCCCAAAACCCCCAGUACUUCCAGUCUUGAUAUCUAUUGCCUGUCACAGAAUGCCGUUGUGUCAGACCGUUGACUCGUCUGCAUGCUUGUGAUGCUUGAUCACACUGUGACUGACGUUUGAAGCUAUCCACACCUCCAGCAGCAGUGCGCAAACACACACACACACACACACACACACCCCAUACCCAUGCCACAGCUGUCAGGUGGUUUAGAUCACCAUGACAUUUUGUAAUGACUUGCGCCUAUAGUAAGGCCAUCACAGAGUUCUUAUGAGUAAGCCAGUGACUGUUCCUUCCGCACCCCCUCAGUAAGGACCACAAGUAUUAUGCCUGUCCGUGGUUCUGAAGAUUCAGAAGAACAUGGAUGGUCUUGCAGACGUUUGGCGGAGCUAGGAUUCUUCUAGUUACUAGCUGCAAAAGCGGCGAUGCUGUCUGAGUAGUGAUGUUACAGUAUACGUGUUCCAGCUGUCAACAGGCCAUUGGAUUUAUGGCCGUCACAACCCCAGACUUGACUAGCUCUGUAAGCCACGAAGAAAACAAGACUGUCCGAUUGUGACCAAAAAGACUGUGCCAACACGAUGACUUUUUGUCAUAGUAUUUGUAUUCCCCAUGAACGCGCAAACUUUACCAAUCCCUUUUCUUAACAAAGGAAAAAGUUAUUUUCUUGCCCUCGUUGUAAUCCACAGUCCUUUCACUGCCAUUAAUGCCCAGUAACAUAUACAGUACUAGGAGUUGAUGCUGCCUUUGCUGCAUUUCUCUCUAACACUAUUUGCACUUUGACACUGCUGCCCGGCGUGCUCCAGUGAAGCCUGCAGGCAAGGCACGGCAGGUGGAGGUGCUUGUCCUGGGCGCACAGCUUCCUUUUACCCCAGGACGUCGGGGUGACCUCCUUAAAGCCCUCUCCAGGGGACGAGGGGAGGUGCUGGGAGGAGCUGUACCAGGAGGCCGCCCCUCAAGGUGGCCCAAAGGGUUCGGUUUGGUGCAAUGAGACGUCACCAGUGCUUCACUCUCACACACACACACACACACACACACACACACACACACACACACACACACACACACAAACACAAACACUCAGACAUGCUCCAAAUGGUGGUGUAUGGAGCUGCUACACACACCCAGUUGGUUUCAGUGUAUCGCAGCUUUGAGGUUUCUGGCCAAAUUUGAAAGCCACAAUUAAAAUGGAGGGAAAAGAGAAAUAGCACAGAAAAAUGGAUAAUUUAAUUCAUAUUUUAAUUCAAUUCAUAUUUUAGUAUUAAGAGAAGAAAUACUAAAAGAACCCCAACUAUAUACACACACAUACACACCAAUCAAAUGUCAACCACAGCUCUUUAUUAUAUUGGUUUCUGAGGGGAAAAAAUGAACAUAUCCACUAUAUUGGCUUUUCACAUCUGGAAAGACCUACAUCUGUGAUUUAACUUGCUGAAUAGUCUUCCCAGAAUCCUGAAGCAUGGCAUUGUCACCCUGGUGAUCCUUAAAGUUGUGUGGAGAGUCCGUGUUUGUAUGAUGGUUCUCAUCUGGGAACUAAGGCAGUGGUCUCACGCAUGUCCCUACGCCUCAUCCCCCACCCAGUAUCAGUUCUCAGUUCUUUAAGUUCCAAGUUCAGUUUCUGAGGGACACCAGUGCCCACAAAGAGAUUUACUGACAAGAGCUCAAGUACCAAAGCCUGUACCGACAUCACCCUUUCUCUAGUGCAGACGUGCAAUCUCGACCAUACCUUGAAGACUGUUGUUGCUCCUCAUGCUCUUAAUUUCUACUGUGAAACACUUUUAUUUUUGACCUUUACUUUCCACGUUUACCACAACACUGUAAAUACUUGAGGAAAGCCCUGGAUUUCUAAGAGGACAAUGAUGACUCAAAAUGUAUUUUAAAUUCUAUUUUUUACGUUGGUUUUGGAGAAAUGUGCUUCUAAGAACCCUGUAAAACUGGAGACCUGUACAAGUUGAAUGUGGGGAAAGCUUUGUUACAUGUUGACUGUUAUGUGUUCCUUAAUUAAUGUUGUGCACUGGGUUUUCUGCAUUUGAACCGUUUUAUUUUGGACACCAACAUUUGAAUGAUGAAGUAUGUAUUGUAAAGGAUGUAUCAUUUAUCUUGAAUGUAAUGUAUUAAAAAGGUCGCUCCUUAA